CUGCUUGUGUUUUGGUUCUAAAGGGGAAGUUCAGUCAGCUGAGCGACUCACUGCAGGGGACACCGCCGUAACACCCGCCGUAACACCCGCCGUGUGAGCUCAGGGUCCUCCAGCUGUUCCUGGAACAGUACGGUGUGAGCGCAGCUGAAAGAGAACGGCACGACGACGGCUCUCAUGGCCAAUCGGGGGGCACCGACUCGGCCAAGCGGGUCCAACGGGGGCAGUAAGAUCUGCCAGUUCAAACUGGUGCUGCUGGGAGAGUCUGCAGUGGGCAAGUCAAGUCUGGUGCUGCGUUUUGUCAAGGGCCAGUUUCAUGAGUUUCAAGAGAGCACGAUAGGAGCGGCCUUCCUGACGCAGACGGUGUGCCUGGAUGACACGACGGUGAAGUUUGAGAUCUGGGACACAGCCGGGCAGGAGCGCUACCACAGUCUGGCCCCCAUGUACUACAGAGGAGCUCAGGCCGCCAUCGUGGUCUACGACAUCACUAAUGAAGAAUCGUUCACGAGAGCGAAGAACUGGGUAAAGGAGCUCCAGAGGCAGGCCAGUCCGAACAUCGUCAUCGCUCUGUCCGGGAACAAGGCGGACCUCGCCAACAAGAGAGCUGUCGACGUCCAGGAAGCCCAGUCAUACGCAGAUGACAACAGUUUGCUUUUCAUGGAAACCUCGGCCAAGACCUCCAUGAACGUGAACGAGAUUUUCACGGCUAUCGCUAAAAGGUUGCCGAAGAGUGAGCCACAGGCGUCUGGAGCUGCCCCCGGGCUCGGUCAGGGCGUGAUACGACCCGACAUGGCUCCGCCUCCUGCGACUGGGAAGUGCUGCUAAUGCAAAUCUGCCCACCUGAUCAAACUGUUAGCGAGGCCUCGCCUUCUCCCCAGACCUGUUUAUGACUGUAACUAAAGACACGCCCUGCUCUGUUCUGUUGCACAACUCGGCGGUGAGCAGUAACAAAAGCUAAACCCUGUCUCUCUGCAUCGUUACGCUGCUCUGUCUGCUGAUGCUUAUGGCUUACGUUCAAACGUUUUUAUAUCAGGAAAGCCUUAUUCUUGGGGCGGGGCAUGGCAGUUAAUGAAGUACAGUCUUUAUCUGUGAAAUAGGAGCUUUCUUUUUCUGUUGCUUUAUGUUUUUUGUUUCAUUUUAUAGAAAAGUGCUUUGCAGGAUAAUAUAACUGAUGCACUUUUCCAUACAAGGCCUGAUCGUGAAUCAGUAUUGGGACGUUAUUCAGUGGCACAGACAAUCCACUCGCAUCUACUGUACGUGUCUCAGUGGAAAAGUGCAAUAGCUGACGGUCCACAUGCCAAAAAACUCUCAAUAUUAACUAAACUUCCACACUGUUCUUCACACGCAGUCAUACAUGCUGAAGAUUACAUCAUUACAUCAUUACCGACUCUCUGGCUCGACCAGGCCAGCGCUUAUGGAUUCGUCAGUACCUGUGUGUGUGUGUGUGUGUGUGUGUGUGUGUGUGUGUGUGUGUG
Messenger RNA from Clarias gariepinus (North African catfish), 1472 nucleotides. RefSeq names its product RAB5A, member RAS oncogene family, a (gene rab5aa). The coding region runs from base 175 to 822 and encodes 215 amino acids. The record is from RefSeq and is a predicted model, not a curated record. Lineage: Eukaryota; Metazoa; Chordata; Actinopteri; Siluriformes; Clariidae. Gene Ontology annotation, molecular function: GTPase activity; GTP binding. The transcript has 6 exons.